Molecule: messenger RNA, 1903 nt
Organism: Neodiprion fabricii
Lineage: Eukaryota; Metazoa; Arthropoda; Insecta; Hymenoptera; Diprionidae
Exons: 6
Coding region: 285-1766 (493 amino acids)
Biological process (GO): transmembrane transport; heme export
Cellular component (GO): membrane
Molecular function (GO): heme binding; heme transmembrane transporter activity
Source: RefSeq, a predicted model, not a curated record
UUGUUAGUGUUUUGGUAGAAUUGAGAACUAGUAAGUUCAGAACAAACGACAUUUUGACUAUCUCGAUCAUUUUAACGACUGUUCGAUAGGUUCGUGCAGGUAGUUAAACGAAAGAGUCAACACGAAGUCAAGUCCGCAGGAAGGACGGUCUCUAGUCGUUAACGAAACCUUGCUUCGCGUCGACCCGGUGAGAAAGCUCUUCUCUGUUUGAAAAUAACUGUGCCAAAUCGGGUAUUGGUCAGAUGAGUAGCGGCACGUUUUACACGUAGAAGUGAAUAACGAAAAUGGUAGCGGCGAUAAACGAGGGUUUCGCCAGUGCUCCGGAAGUGAUAACAGUGCAGGAGAAUGAUUUUCGAAUGUCGGCUAUUCUCGAGAGUGAAAAAACGCUCGGCGAAGACGGUGAGAAAACCGAGUCCGAGGCCGAGAUUAAAGUUUACAAACGCCGUUGGCUUCAGCUCGGCCUUUUUUUCAUCUACGGUGCAUCUAACAACAUGCAUUGGAUACAGUUCACCAUCGUUGGAAAUAUAAUUUCCAAGUACUACGGCGUUUCACCAUUGGCCGUAGAUUGGACCUCGACGAUCUUCCACGUGAUGUACGUAGCCUUGAUGCUCCCAGCUUCCUAUGUGAUGGACCGCGUCGGUCUCCGAUGGGCCUGUCUGAUCGGUUCUCUGGGUAUCUCGAUCGGUUCAUGGAUAAAAUUUUUCUCCGCAUCGCCGGACCGUUUCGUCGUCGCCUUUGUCGGUCAAACGAUCGUCGCAUCUGCUCAGGUCUUCGUCUCGACCGGCCCGGUAAGAUUGUCGGCCCUCUGGUUUGGCUCUAACCAAGUGGCCACGGCAACAUCGAUCGGCUGCUUCGGCCCGUUGAUGGGCAUCAGCACGCUCUUCCUGAUCACACCGAUGAUAGUGAGGGACCACGAGAACAUCGAGGACAUCGGGAACGACCUGACUCUGCUCUUCCUGGGAAUGGCGAUACUCUCGACGAUUGUAACGGUCGCGUUGUUCUUCUUUUUUCGUGAUGAACCACGCUUGCCGCCGAGUGAGGCAAGAGCCCUUCAGAAGGCCAACAGCGAAGCCGAGGCCGGACAAUUCUGGCCAACGUUGAAGAGAAUUCUCAGCAACAAGAGUUUUCUCAUGCUGUGGAAUUCGUACGGCAUCAGCGGCGGGGUUCUGGACAUGAUAUCUGCCCUGGUCAAUCCAUUUUUGCUAUUUCACUUCAAGAACGGGGAAGAAGACGCAGGUAGGCUCGGUCUGCUAAUGUGGUUCACGGGAAGUUUCGCCUCGAUAAUCUUUGGUAUGAUAUUGGACAAGACGAAAAAGUUCAAAGCUCUCAACAUUUUCAUCUACGCUUUUACUCUCGUCGGGGAAAUCCUAUUCGCCGUUGGACUGUUGAUGGAAAUAAGAUGGGUGGUUUACCUCGCUAUUAUAGUAUUGGGGGUAUUCGGCGUCACCUAUGGAAGCAUCGGGUUUGAACUGGCUGCCGAGAGUACUUAUCCAGAACCGGAGAAUGUGACAUCUGGACUGCUCAGAGUGGCGAACCAGUUAUACGGUGCGAUAAUGGUCGUGAUUGCCGGUGCAUUACUGAGGACUUACGGGGAUGUCGUAGCGCACGGUUGCCUUAUCAUUGUUGUUGGCGUAGGCUUAGCGCUGGUCGUAUUCGUUAAGACCGAUCUUAAACGGCUAAACGCCAAGGAGCACUGCGACCCUAAACGGAAUCGCGUCGCGGAAUCGCAAGUCGUCGAACCCGAGACUAUCCAGACAAAACUGUGAGACGCGGAGCGAGUGUGCUGGUUAAAUUUUCUGCCAGUUUUCUGUUUUUCGUACAAAAAAAAAAAAAAAAAAAAAAACAUACAUCCCGACGGAUACGUGCUCGAUUGUCGUAUUAUUGUACCAUGACGCUCCUACCC